GGGUGCUAUAAAUGUAUUGCCCCUUAUAGCCUGCAUAGGGCCGGUAUACUGAGGCAGAGCCUGUGGGUUAUAGUGAGACGGCUUAGGGACAUGGGGGUUCCGGGGCGCUAUUGCUACUUCCCCCUGAGUAGAAGCCGGAUAUGGGCAGGAGGCUUGCCUUGCUCCUUCAGCAUCAGUGCCCCCUGGGAUUGCGGCUGGGACCCUUCAGCAAUGGAUGGGAUCGGGUACACAGAUAUUGGCAAUGGAAGCUCGCACGUUAUUGCCACCUGUUUCCGAGGUCAUGAAUAUCCUAUGCAAAGACCACCUGUACCUGUUGGGGAGAAAGUCGAUCCUGUUACAUUCUGGCUCUCUCAUCCAUUAGACGUUAUACAUGAACACUGUGAUUUAAUUAAAGUCUAUAUUUUGUGGCCAGUCCUUAAGGCAGAUGCAUCUCCAGUGUACAAAGGACCAUGGGUUGAUCAUGAUGGUUCUGGCCUGUGUAUUCAAGAACUAAACUUCGUUGAGAUGUUAGAAGAUCUCCUGGAUGUAGUAAAGAAAGUGGCGCAUGAGCGACGGUUUAUAGAGGGCUUAUUAAAGAUUGCGAAGACAAUGGAAAUGGUUCAGUUAAAUUAUCAGCAUCUAUCAGAAGCAAUGAGCUGGCUGAGAUCGACAGGGGAACUACAAAUUUGCAAGAAACUGGAAGAACAAGAUAAUUUAAGCCUCUUUCCUCUGCAGAUAUUAUUUAUUGACUAUGCACAUUACAUAAACAGUAUGGCUGACCAGAGGUGCAGUUUAUCCUUUAUGUGGAAAAAAAAACAUAUUUGUGACUGCUGUGCUGUGGAGUCAGAAGGUAUGAAGCAACGUGGUAAUGAAGAGUUUUCUAAAUCAAAUUUUUGCUUGGCUGCUGAUCUGUAUUCUAAAGCCAUAGAAUAUAGUCCUGAUAAUCAUCUUCUAUUUGGCAACAGAUCUCUCUGCUUCUUGCGUAUGGGCGAAUACAUGAAUGCUCUGUCUGAUGGCAAGAAGGCUACAGUUCUCAAGCAUAAAUGGCCAAAGGGUCACUACCGUUUCUGUGAAGCCCUGUUUCUUAUGGGAGAGCGAGAGCGAGCGCUUGCUUCCAACGAGAAGGCUCAGCUGCUUUGCAAGGACAGCCCUGAAGGCAUCAGAGACUUAAUUCAGCAACAAACAAAGAUCAAGAGAAAAAUAGAGGAGAUGAAAGAUGGAAAGCAUCGGAGAUCUACUAACAAAAAGUUUAUCCGUGACAAAAAGAUUGCACCCUAUUCGGGUCCCAUGUCAGUCUUGAAGGAAAAAAAGAAAAUACCAUCUAGUAAUAAAGAAGAUAUCCCCAAUAAGGAAAGUGAUGGGGCCACUUUAGAAAAUAAGGACAUUAUUUCUGAUAAUGUAACUGGGCAAAAUCAGAAGAAGGGCAAAUCAAAGGGGAAAGGGGGAGAAUCUGAAAAAUUAAGGGUAUCUAAUGCAAAGUCUGAUCCUAAGGAAAACCAGAAGGAUGUAUCAUGUAAUUAUUCACAGAUGGAUCUAUCAACUCUGCAAGACAUGGUUAAGUCGUUAGUGCGCGAUGGGUGUGAGGCGCUUGCAGACAGCCGGUGCCAUAAUGCACUAGGAUAUUUUUCUAAAUUGUUGGAUAUCUUGGCUGCAUCUGACCUCCAGAGAUUCUAUCUAUCUAAUAUAGACUAUGUGGUGCUCCUCUACGGCUAUGCUAAUGCACUGCUUGGCACUGGGCAAUGUGAGGAGCUGACCAAAGCUGAAGACCAGCUGAAGAAAAUUAUAACUCAGUUCACCAAAGAGAGGUUUAACUGCUUGGCUUUUUAUGGCAUCGGCAAUGUAUAUUAUAGGCAAAAUAGAUUUUCUGAUGCAUUAAAUCAGUACGUCAAAUCACAUACUAUGGUAAAGCUCAAGAUGAUGCCAGGGAUUCUAACGUGGCCGACUACACCUAUAGUCCUUGAAGAGUCAAGGCCUGAAAAACUGCAGUCACUUUUAGAAAACCGUAUAGAAGAAUGCAAGUUUCCUCCAAAGCCAGAUGCCAUUUGUCGGUAUAAGCAAUGCCUUAGUUUGCCAAAACCGCAGAUAUAUUUUACGGAUCCUGAUUUCAAGGGUUUUAUCCGUGUGAUAUGUUGCCUGUCAUGUAAAGUGGAGUUCCAUGUUUGCUGCUGGAAGAAGCUGAAGGCCAACAACUAUUCCGAUAAAGCUGACAGGGAUUUUCUAACUAUCUCUUGUUUUACACCUGACUGUAAAGGCAAAAUCUCUAAUAUAAUUAUUUAUGACUCCACUGGACUUGUAAAACGUGAGUUUGCAGAUAAGUCUGUUAAGAAGAAAGAACCACAAAGGCCAACAGUUAAGAAUAAAGGAAGUAGCAAUAAGAAGUUAAAGAUUAAGCCUGAGAGUAAAACACAAGCAAAGAAGACCUCACCUGAAGAGAACAGGAGCUUGAUACACAAUGAGAAAUCACAGAAGCAGCAAGAAAAUAUCUCCUCUAACCAACGGAAUAAUAUAUGUAAUAACCGUUAUAGUGUAGCACCUCAUGAUUUAAUGAUGACGCUUAUAUUGAAUAAGGAGGAGGUUUUUAAAACAGGAGUGGAGAGCACCAAAGCAUUGUGCAACUCAUUAAUCUCAUGGAAUGUUAUAAGUCAGGAAGAACUUGAUGGUUUUUCCUUUGAAACAACAUGUAGAUCGUCUUCUGAUGAAAUGGCAGUCCUGCUCGCUCAUCUGUGCAGCUUAAAUAAUAGAGUAAAGACAAGAAUAUUCCUCUACCUGCUGGAAGAUUAUCCUUUAACUUUAGAACUGCCUGCAUUUAUAAAGAUGAUUAGAGAUACGGGUCAUCGGGCAGCAAAGAAGUUCCAAGAGAUAAACAGCAGCCUCCUGAAAGAGCUUAAUUUCGAGUUGCUAGCCGGUCGGUGGAACGAAACCUACGGAAAACUUUUAAACUUCUUCAUGUCUAUAUCUGUGGAAACAGCUGAGAAACUAAGUCAAGCAAAUAUCCAAAUAUUCCGCUGCUUCAUAUGGUUUCUAGACGACAAUAGAUAUGUCCCCAUGCCUGCCGGGCUGGAUAAAUAUUUAGAUAAAUAUUUUAUAGAUAUGGAUAUACCAUAUUCCAAAAAUGAUGUGCUCGACUCUGUUAAUAAAGACCCUAUAGAAGCCCCUUGUUGCAUCAAUAUACGAAUGAAGUCAGAUGAAGAGCAGCCUACUAAAUGUAUCAAGGUUAAGAACAAACACAAGAAAAAGAAGCAAAAUCAGCCCAAGACUUUGUAUAAGGUUUCUGGUGCAGUAAGUACCAGGCCUCCAGAAGAUGACAUUUUUACAGAAGAAAAUACUCUAAGCCUGUUGGAUCCUUAUGAACCCUUUAUAAUCCCAGAAUAUUUGCGUCCUGAUGUGGAAGAAUUUGAAACCCUUUAUGAUCCCACUCCUGGCGGAUACCGGUUACCAUGGCAACCUGAUAAUGCCAUGCAAGAAACCCUCUAUGAAUAUUUUUCUGAGAUCCUGGAAGAGCAUGGGCCUUUGGAACUGGAUGAUGACAUUCUGAUUGGGACAUUUAAGGAGUUCCCAGAGGAGGCACACCAGCUGGUACAGGAGGCCGGCAGCCUAAAGGACUUCCUUCUGCAAUCAACUAAGUUUGUCAUGGUGGGAAAGCUCCUGGGACUGCGCCCUCACAAAGUUAUAUUGGAAGAAGCAUCCGGAAAAGCCAAACUCAACCCAACCGCUAAAGAAUUCCAGCCUUCAUCUAAUAAUCCUUUUGAUUCAAUAAUAAGCGAGACUUUGGAAAUAAGUCCUGAAUACAAUCCACUUGAGCCAUCCAAUCCCUUUGUUUUACUGCCCAAUCAAAGCCCAGUUUUUAAUGGCAAUUGUAUAGUCCCUUGUCUUCCGCUGUAUGGACUGAAUCCUUUGCCUGUAGUUUCUGUAGGGCACCCAUUUAUACCUGGUCUCGGCAUUGGAAUGCAGCCUACGAUAACAGUUAAUAGUGCUGUUAUGUGUAAUUUAGGCGUGCCGCUUCCUAAUAGAGCAAAGGAGCCAGAGCAGUCAAGUCCAAUAAUGCAUAACACUUUGACUGGGAAUUUGAAUCCCAAAAAUGACACUGCAUCAGAGACCACCAUGACCCAGACUGUUCCUUUAAGAAGAAAUAUUCACACCGGGGUAGUGUCAGUACAGGUAGACAGAGACUUAUCUGAGCAAGAAGUAAAUACUGAGCCUUAUUAUCCUUUUGAAGUGCAGCAGGGAGAUAUCCUACGGAUAGAGAAAGAGCAUCUCGUUCUACAGGAGCAGCUAAAAGAAGCAACAGAGAAGUAUGAGAAUCUGCAGGGCCGCUACAAGGAGGAAAUCGCUGGGUUGCAUAAGCAAAUUAGGGAAACGGCUGACAAUAAUAAGAUUAUAAAGAAAGAACUUGAAAUGUUUAACCACGAGAUGGAUAACGACACCAAAAAAUGGCAACUAGAGAAAAAAGAGUAUCAUGAUAAGCUGAGAGUGGUAAAGAGCGGCAUUAAGGCGGCAAAUGAAACUGUCGAUAAGUAUUCAAGGGAGAUUGAAGAAAAGAAACAACAGUAUGAAGCAUACAUAGAGACAUUCGUACAGUCUGGUUUUAAUAUUGAAAAUGAAAAGGCAAAGUUGGAAAAGCAUAUUAAAAGCAACGAGGAUAAGCUCCAGGAAAGCAAGAAGAGAGCUAUGACUGCUGAGGUCCACUUCCUUGAGAACAAAAAACAGACUGAUUUAUUAAAGCUGAGGAUUAUGGCUGCAAAGGUGGAACACAGCGCCAACAAGUUAAAAGCCAAUGGCUCUGCCACACCUUUUGCACAAAAAAGCAUAGCGGAUUUAUCCCCCUCUUAUCUAAAAUCUGAAAGUGAGAAAAUAAAGUCCCAGUUUGAUGAGAAGAUUAAAUUAGUGGAAAGUGGAUAUAAGUUGGCAAAUAUACAAGCAAACAAUCUGGCAGCUCCAUUCAAUGCAUCUGCUUUUCAAACACCUCUGCUGCCCCCUUCUCCCACCCCCAAGCUCCCUACAACCAAACCCAGCACCCCGCUGCCAGCUUCCAGUUCUGCACCUCCAGCUUCCCUCAAGUCCCCAUUAAAGCCGACUCGCGAAACCAAGAAAAGCAAAUCUAAAGAUAUUAAUAAGGAUCCGAAACCACCACCUCCUGCAAUUAAUCCAAAGGCCACGGCAUUAGCAGGGAAGGGCCCGGGAGCACCCGUCAUGGAGAAGAAAGGAAAGCCCAACUUAGAGGCACAACAUCAGUCUCCCGGAAAGCCGACUGCGUUUGAUAAGAUUAUUGAGGAGCUGCAUGAGAUUUUUCCUGACUACAAAAGUGCGGAGCUUACCAACUUCAUCAAGGAGCUGCGCAAUAAGACUGGCGGAACACUGGCUGGCAUGAAGCACGAUGACAUUGUUAGCAGGGUGACUGAGUAUAUACUGGACUCCCAGGAUAAGGCCCCCCCACAGGCACCUUGGGUACAAGCAAGUGGCAAUGUAUAUCCUUCAGCAGUGAAACCCCAGGCCCCAUCGCCCCAGCCCAAACAGCCCUGGAGAGUGGUCACUGGUCCCUCCAAGAACAAGUGGCAGAAGUCUGAUGAUACAGAGUGCUAUAAUGAUGAGCCGUGCAUUAUCUGCCAUGAUGAGCUGCAACAGUAUCCGGUGCAGAAGCUGGACUGUGGGCACUGCUUCCAUAGACACUGCAUAAAGACCUGGCUGAACACACAGAGCACCUGCCCGACCUGCAGAGAUCACGCUCUCCUUCCUGAGGACUUCCCGGCCCUUUCUGGGCGCAUAAGAACCACCUAGCACCCUCUCAUUCUGCUUAUUAUUAUUAUACUUUGAGGUAGAAUAGACAUUUAUCUUAUAUUCAUUUUUGCAUUUUCAUAUGUUGUGGU
This is a messenger RNA of Xenopus tropicalis (tropical clawed frog), 5843 nucleotides long. RefSeq names its product tetratricopeptide repeat domain 3 (gene ttc3). Gene Ontology annotation, molecular function: ubiquitin protein ligase activity. NCBI's taxonomy places the organism in Eukaryota, Metazoa, Chordata, Amphibia, Anura, Pipidae. Bases 91 to 5754 code for a protein of 1887 amino acids. Gene Ontology annotation, cellular component: cytoplasm. The record is from RefSeq and is a predicted model, not a curated record. Gene Ontology annotation, biological process: protein ubiquitination. The transcript is spliced from 46 exons.